CAUCGGUCUCUCUUCCCUUCGCCUCUUUUCACCAAGCACUUUUACCUGCAUCUUUAUCUUGAUAUACCAUGGGUUGGUUCAGCGACGACUCUGAGCAGGCGCAGGCCUACGAGCAGGUCCAGAACGCCCCGCACAAGGCUGAGCUCUCGCACGAGCUCAUCGCCGGUGCCGCCGCCUACGAGGCCGCGAAGGCGUACGAGAAGCACGUCGAGGCCAACGGCCAGCCCCCCAGCCACGACAAGGCCAAGGAGCUCUUCGCUGGCCUCGCCGGAGCCUUCGUCGACCGCAUCGUCGAGACGAAGGGGCUCGACUACGUCGACACCGAGAAGGCGAAGUACCACGCCAACCGCCACGCGGAGGAUGCGCUCGCGAACCAGUACUAAAUGCACCAAGAAUGUAAACGAGGACAAUGUACUACUGUAGAUGAUAUCUGGAAAGCUUUGGCAU
Messenger RNA from Schizophyllum commune H4-8, 447 nucleotides. RefSeq lists its product as uncharacterized. The transcript is spliced from 5 exons. Lineage: Eukaryota; Fungi; Basidiomycota; Agaricomycetes; Agaricales; Schizophyllaceae. The coding region runs from base 69 to 383 and encodes 104 amino acids. The record is from RefSeq and is a predicted model, not a curated record.